This is a messenger RNA of Corythoichthys intestinalis (scribbled pipefish), 4885 nucleotides long. It is a transcript of the gene edrf1, whose product is annotated as erythroid differentiation regulatory factor 1. Gene Ontology annotation, biological process: positive regulation of DNA-templated transcription. The record is from RefSeq and is a predicted model, not a curated record. Lineage: Eukaryota; Metazoa; Chordata; Actinopteri; Syngnathiformes; Syngnathidae. The transcript has 26 exons. Bases 425 to 4132 code for a protein of 1235 amino acids.
UCAGUUUUAACCAUUUUAUUUACAUUCACAGUAAUAUAAAAUGUAAUUAAAUCGCGUAUUGAUUAAUUUUACGUCAUUUUCAAUAUUUAUUUUUAUUUAAAACAUUAUUUUGUUAAAAAUAAAACAUUGGAAAAAAGCGGAAGUCAUAUGUUGUCAUGAGACACGACACAGACUUUGUUUGUUGCUGAGGGGAGGUCCUCAUAAUGUGGUGAUUGCACAAGUUGACAGCAUGAAACAAAAUUGUUUUCAUUUGCUUUGACCUGAUAUCCCUAGUUUCAACCUCCCUUUUACAACGUGUCCGGUCUGGAUGGCUGUGGAGGAGCUUAGCAUGCUAAGCUAAGGAACGUGAGCAACUUUAGCUACAUCGAUUUAAGUGUGGUGGUGGUUACUCCAUGGAAACGCUUCUAUAGCUUUUUUUGUGUGGAUGUCCACUAUGGACGCUUCAGAAGGACCCAGAGAGUCUGUGGAGGAUGCCCAGGAAGAUAAAAUUAUCUCUACAGGCGACAACAAGCACGUAAGUAGAAAGAACUCGGCCACAUGCUCGGGCAGCAGCGGCGGUGAAAUAAAGAGCUGUGCUGUGGUCAAGUACUGCGCUGCUCCGUCUUCCAGCACAUACGCAUUACUACAGGAGAAGACUGACCUCAAGCUGCCUCCUGCUAACUGGCUGAGAGAGAACCCCCAGCUGGGCACUGCUGGCACCACUGUGUUGGGCUCCAGCAGUAAGGGCAAACCAUUUUCAAGUUUUGGGAUGGCGUAUGACUUUAUAGACUGCAUCGGGGAUGACGUCGACGUCGUAUCAGAUUCGGAGAAUAUCAAGAAGCUGUUGAAAAUCCCAUACAGUAAGUCACACGUCAGCAUGGCCGUCCACCGUGUGGGACGCACCCUCCUUUUGGACGAGCUGGAUAUGCAAGAGCUCUUCAUGAGAUCCUCUCAGACAGGAGAUUGGACGUGGUUAAAGGACUUUUACCAGCGGCUGAUGGAUCAGAAGUGGCAGAGAAAAAAGAAGAGCAAAGAGCAUUGGUAUCAGAAAGCCAUCCUUUCCAAGUUCCUCUACUACAGCAUUAAUGGCGACUGUGGUGCCGAGCCGGUCGCGGACAACCUCAUUGACGAUGAUGAGUGUGGUGCUCAGGAUUUUGGCUCAUCGUGGCCAACCACUUUCACCAGCUCUGAUGAGGAACAGUCAGCUGCUUGUAAACAGGAACAUGUGCCCAUGGACAACAAGUUUGCUCUGGGUCAGGUGACGUCGGCGCCCCAAGAGCAAAACCUUCUAGCACUCUUCAAUGAAGGUGAAAACAGUCAGGGUUUAAGGAACGACUUCGUGCGAAACAUUAUGUGGACGUUUGAAGACAUCCAUAUGUUGGUCGGCUCCAACAUGCCAAUUUUUGGAGGGGGCCGAUAUCCGGCUGUCAGCCUCAAACUCAGGGAUAACAAUAAACCCAUCAAUAUCCUGACAGGUAUUGACUACUGGCUCGACAAUCUGAUGUGCAACGUUCCCGAACUGGUCAUGUGUUUUCAUGUCAAUGGCAUUGUACAGAAAUAUGAGAUGAUAAAAACUGAAGACAUCCCCCAUCUGGAGAACUCAACUUUUUCCACCAGGGUGGUGAAAGACAUUGCUCAGAACAUCCUCUCGUUCCUCAAGUCGAACUGCACCAAAGAGGGUCACACCUACUGGCUUUUCAAAGCUAGUGGGAGCGACAUCGUGAAACUUUAUGAUCUUACGACAUUGUGCGAGGAGGCCGAAGAGGAGAAAAGCCACAAUCCAUUCACGCUUCCCGUAGCUGUGUUGCUUUACAAAGUGGCAUGUAACCUGAUGCUCAAGGCAAGAGAAAACAGGAAGCACUAUGGCACAAUUCGAACCCUGCUUUUGAACUGUGUCAAACUUCUGGACCAGGACAGACAUCCCCAGAUCAUUGCCUCAGCCCACUACAUGCUGUCAGAGCUUUUCCAGCUAGAUGAGCCUCAAGAGGACGACGACGAUGGAGGGGAGUCGUUCCGGGCCUGUGGCUCUGAGGAUAGCUACAGUAAUGAUGACCGUGAAGAAGACGAUGAGGACCUGGAGGAGGAAGAGAGCGAUGACAGUAGCUCAGAGAGUAACAGCCGCACACAAGAUGACAGUAAAGCCGUGGCGGUCAUCCGCUCUGUAGGAGAACUGUCUGUCCCAGAGAAAUACAAAUCCACUCAGCUGAUCAGACCAGGUUGUGCUUUUCCCAUCUCGCAAGACAAAGAAGAGCGAUGCAGACACGUCCUGAACUAUGUAUUGAAGGGGCUGAAGGCAGUAGAUGGCAGCAUCAAAAAGGAGAGUGACCUACCAGCUGUGGACCCGAAUACACCUAUCCCUCUCAAAUAUGAAGAUGGGAGCAGUGGCAGAAGCUGCGCCACAGAAAAAGGCAUCUCUCCUCUCUUUGAAAAAGGGCCCUUGCAGACAGACCAGAAGCAUCCAACGCGCUCGGGCAUGAUUCCUGGCACGUGGCAACACCAGAUGAAACUGCAACUCUUCCUCAAGGCCUCCAAGGCGUACUACGUGUUAUCCGACGCCGCCACCAACCUGUCGAAAUACGGGCGAGCCUUGCGCUACAUCAAGCUGUCGCUGCAAAGCUACGAUGCCUAUUGUUUCAUUGGAGGUGCGCUACAACCGCACGUGCUGCUGUUCCACUGCCACUGUCUCUCUCUCUGCGGGGACAUCCAACUGAUGUUGGCUCAGAAUUCUAACAACAGGGCUGCGUACCAGGAGGAGUACAGCUACCAAACCAAAGAGGACCAAGAGAUCUUACACAGCUUGCACAGGGAGAGCAGCUGCCAGGCCUUCAACAUGGCGACCGACCUGGCCAUGGACCCCGAGUAUCAGCUGUUUGUGAGCAGCAAGUGCUACGAGGCCGCGUACGAGCUGCUUGUCUCCCAUGCCUUAAAGGAGGAGGCGGCGGACCAGUUGGCUCAAGUGCUCAAACGGCUCGGGAACAUCCGUAACGAAAUGGGGGUUUACUAUAUGAACCAAGCGGCAGCCAUGCAGACAGAGCAAGUGAAGACCUCAGUGUCCGUUGCCGAGCAGGAGGUGUGGAAGAAAAGCUUUGCCUUCUUCGAGAAGGGCAUGAAAGACUUUGAAGCUAUCGGGGAUAGCACCAACAAAGCGCUGCUGCUGUGUAACACGGGCAAGUUGAUGAGAAUCUGCGCCCAGGCCCACUCCAGCCUCUCUGCGGAUGACAGCCGAGGGGAAUUCUCCCCUGAAGAGGCUCUCUACUACCACAAGGCCAUAGACUACUACCUGCGUGCGAUGAGGUCUUUAUCAUGCCGGGAGAACCACCAGCCAGUGUGGGAUAGCGUAAACUGGGAGCUAUCCACUACGUACUUCACACUGGCUACACUUCUGCAGGAUUACGCGCCGCUUUCCAGGAAGGCUCCGGAACAGAUUGAGCGGGAGGUUACUGAGGCCAUGAUGAAAUCUCUCAAGUACUGUGACCUGCACACAGAGUCUGCCCGCCAGCCUCUUUACCAAUACAGAGCGGCCACCAUCCACCACCGCUUGGCCUCCAUGUACCACAGCUGCUUCCGCAACCAGGUGGGUGACGAGCGCUUGAGGAAGCACCACCGAAGUUUGGCGGAACUCCACUACAGCAAAGCCGUGUAUUUGUUCCUCAGCCUCAAAGACGCACCGUGUGAGCUGCUUCGCGCAUUACUAGAACGAGUGGCUUUUGCAGAGUUCACCAUGGCAGCUCAAAACAGCAGCACGGCCAAGCAAAAAAGCCUUGCUGCCGCGCUGGAGAUUAUAGCAGAGACUCGCUGUGCCUUCCAGAUUAUUCACAAAGAACUGCUUGAAGAACAGAAAGAGAGAAGCAGCGCAGAUCUUCCAGGACCUCCCGGCUGCCCCGCUUCAGGAUUAAACCUCCAGGAAGUGACCAAGCUGACUGCUCUGUUCGAGUCGCGCUUCUCUGACUUACUCCUACAGCUUAUCAAACUCAUGACUAAAACCAAACGCAAACCCAGCAAAAAGGACGAGGAGCUGCUGCAAAGCUACAAGAACAUUUAUUCCAAGCUGCUGCGCUGCGACAAGAACACGCCGCUGCUGGCACGCGUGUACCUCUACACUGAACUACUUCAGCAGCUUACGCACAACACUGAUGACGACAUGAUAUCAUGAUGGCACUUCAGAAGAAGCCAGCGAGGGCGUGAUAUAGCAGGCAUCCUGCAUUAAGAAUUAUCUGCAUGAUAUCAAAGUGAUGUCAACAUUACAUUUAUGGAAAGACUUGACACAACAGGGUGCCAACAUCACUUGAUUUGUGCCGUUUUCUACAGAACGGAACUGUAUAAGGGCCAAUCAAUGCUCAAUCAAUAAUAACUUAGCUUAUUUUUGAUAUCCAGAGCUUCCAUUGGUGCUGUGUGAAUUUUGUUUCAUGGUUCUCAAAACCGAAAUAGUGCAAUUUUGUAAAAAUGUGACAGAGCAUGUUUGCUGUGGAAUGGAAAUAAAAAUUUUCAAAUACAAUUAAGCACUUUCUGUCUGUAAAUUACACCAGGGAUGUCCAAACAUGUUUUUUUGGGGGCCUCUUUCAGAAAAUUCGAAGGAUGCAAGGGCCAAACACUUUUUUGAAAAUGGAGUAAAGAUUAUGUAAAAGAUAGAAAAAAAUCACCUCAAAUAAAAUCGUAUUGUCUUCGUAUUAACUCUUUCAGUCCAAUUGAUGAUGUUAGACGUCCAAUCAUGUGGCUGUUUAAACUGAAUGAAUUUAUAUUCACUGUCAGCCCUCCCAAUGGCGUACCGCACUCAACACGUCGCUUUUGCUAAUUAAUAUUUAUGACGUAAGCAACUGCGGCUAGGCGGGUCAAGUGUUUGUCCCUAAUGCUAAAUGCGUGUAAAUAGUGUACGAACGAGAUAUUUACUGAGCUAAACCUACCAAUU